GUCAUCACUCCAAUUAGAAAUAGCCACGUAAGCAUUAGCCCGCGGAAAACAGACCAUGAGUCACACGUGAGGUUUUUCAUUCCUUCUCUCAAUUGCCUCGAACACGGAUUUGCUGCGUUUGAUGACCGAGUCGCUCUUUUUUUUUGUUUUCUUAAUUAAUUUGUGUGUUUUCUUGGAGGGUUUCUUUCUUUGCUGUCUUUGAUUCUUUUUUAAUGUUCUCUACGUUUCCGAUGCCUUAUUUAGAAGAUAUAUACGCUUCUAUCUACGUAUAUAUAUAAAAAUAGCUAAAAGAUAUCAUCACCUCCUUCAUACAUUUUUUUUAUACCUAAAAGAAACAAAAAAAAAAGGAGAAAACCCCAAAAUAAAAAGAAGAGGAAUAAAUUCUGAAACCUAUAUGGCAAAGAAGGUGAGGAAGCUUCACGUAACGGUGAAGCCGGUGAGGCUUGAAGGCUUACCGUCUAUUCCCGGUGAUCACGAAACGGCGGCAAAGAAUCUUUCUACGAUGGUGGAGGUGAAAUGGAAAGGAACGGUCUCCGGUUUCGGAUUAGGCCUCGUCCCUUUUUACCGGUCUAAUCGACCUGUUAACCAUACGAGCUCUAAGCCGAUUGCUUUAGGCGUACGCCAUGUAGAAUGGGAGGAAGAGUUCGAACGCGUUUGUUGCAUCGUCGGCCCAUGGAACAUUUCCUUCAAUGUCUUCUACGGAGAGACAAUGGAUGCGAAAAACAAGAAGUCUUUGGUCGGAAAGGCGUCGCUGGAUUUGUCGGCGUUAGCGUCGAAGCUUGAAUCGACGGUGGAGAAAAAGCUUCUGGUUCGCUCAAAAGGUUCCGUGCUUUCGAAGGAAGCAACACUUGUGGUCAACGUGACUUUUUCCGAGGUAAGAACCGAACCAGACGACUUUAUACAACUUGGUCAGGUCUCCGUUGACUCAGCAAUUCCGACAAAGAUGUCAAGUCGUCGCGGCGGUGUAAGAGAUUUUGAUUCGUCUUCAUCUCCAGCCACCGCGCCGAGUUCAGGUGGACGUAGUCCAAUUGUGGAAAUCGGAUCAUCUUCAAGCCCGGAUGAGAACCAGUCUGAACCGGGUCAAAAAGCCGUGUUUAAUUGGUGGAAGAGACGACGGUUAAGCUUUUCUGUGACAUGGAGAAGAGAACCGAGAGAGGAUGAACUUACAAAGAUAUCAACGGCGGGACAAGAAAAGCCGGCGGCGACGGCAGAGACUGAUUCAUCAAUCGAGGCAAACAAAUGGGUGGUGAAGGAUAUAGUGAGCCGCGAUGGUAAAUCGAAGCUAAAAUCGGAAGUUUACACUGCGUCGAUUGAUCAGAGAAGCGAACAAGCCGCCGGAGAAGCAGCUUGCGCGGCGGUGGCGGUGGUGUUUGAUCAGAUUUGGGAUGAGGUGGAGAAAGAGGUUGCGUUAGCCUCAAGUAAUGGUGAAACUAGGGUUUAUAUUGUUAGCUGGAACGAUCAUUUCUUCGUGGUGAAGGCAGAUUUAGAUGGUUAUUGCGUAAUCGAUUCGUUAGGGGAGAGAUUGUUCGAAGGUUGCAAGCAAGCUUACAUUCUAAAGUUUGAUGAUUCGAGUUUGAUGUAUGAGAAAGAGGUGUCGUCGGAGAAGUUGGUUUGUGAGGGUAAAAAGUGUUGUAGAGAAUAUAUAAAGAGGUUUCUUGCGGCGAUCCCGGUGGCGGAGUUGGCGGCGAAAGAGGAGAAAGGGAAUGUAGUGGAUGUGUCUCUUCUUCAUGAGAAACUUCAGAUUGAUUUGCAUCAUAUUAUGUUGACUAGUGCUGAUUAGAGUUUUGUUUUCUGACUAUUGAUUGGUGACUCCUUAGUGUAGAGUUGUUAGGAUUGUGAGAUAGAGUGAGAGAGUUUAUUUGUGCAUAUGGUUCGCUAAAAUAGUUACCUUGAUGAGACAAUGUGUUGGGAAAAGUCAAGAAAAAGGUUUUUAUUUGUCCUGGCUUUA
Messenger RNA from Camelina sativa (false flax), 1948 nucleotides. The record is from RefSeq and is a predicted model, not a curated record. Lineage: Eukaryota; Viridiplantae; Streptophyta; Magnoliopsida; Brassicales; Brassicaceae.